CGGGGUCGGCCGCGCUGGCUCCGCCCCCUCUCCGCUGCCGACGUGGGGCGGGCGGCCGCGGGCGGUCAGGGGCCGCGGUGGGCGCGGGGAUGGGGCCGCUGCGGCUGCUGGCAGUGGCCCUCACGUGCUGCUGCUGGCCGCGGGGCAGCCAGAGUAAGACCCUCCGGGGCAGCUUCAGCAGCGCCGCGGCCCGAGACGCUCAGGGCCAGAGCAUCGGCCACUUCCAGUUCCACGGUGACCAUGCUCUUCUGUGUGUCAGAAUCAACAACAUAGCAGUAGCGAUGGGAAAAGAAGCUAAACUCCACCUAUUCCAAGCCCCAGAGUGGCUGAAGCUGCAGGAAAACAGUCAGGAUUACAGCUGCCAUGAAAAACUAGCCAAAGCCCAGCUGACAGUGACCAUGAACCAGACAGAACAUAAUAUGACAGUGUCCCAGAGUCCGUCUCCACAAACGUGGCACGUGCUUUACGCAGACAAAUACACGUGCCGAGCUGCCGAGGAGGCUCCUCCGGAGGAAGACGUCCCAUUUGAGAUGGUCUUACUAAACCCAGAUGCUGAAGGGAAUCCGUUGGAUCAUUUUAGCGCUGAAGAGUCUGGACUGCACGAGUUCUUCUUCCUGCUCGUCCUGGUGUACUUCGUGAUCACUUGCAUUUCUGCCCAGUCCUUGUGGCAGGCUCUCAAGAAAGGAGGCCCCAUGCACACGGUCCUGAAGGUCCUGACGACGGCGCUGCUCCUACAGGCUGGCUCGGCCUUCGCUAACUACAUUCAUUUCUCCAGUUACUCCAGAGACGGCCUGGGGGUGCCUUGGAUGGGAAGCCUGGCCGAAUUUUUUGACAUCGCUUCCCAGAUCCAGAUGCUGUACCUGCUUCUGAGUCUCUGCAUGGGCUGGACCAUCGUGAGGAUGAAGAAGGCCCAGAGCAGGCCGCUGCAGUGGGACUCCACCCCCGCGUCCACUGGCACUGCUGUGGUCAUCGUCCUGACACAGAGUGUGUUACUACUUUGGGAGCAGUUUGAAGGUACCGGUCAUCACAGCUCCCACUCGCACCACAACUUAGCCGGGAUCCUUCUGCUCAUUUUGAAAGUUUGCCUGGCCUUGUCGUUAGGCUGUGGCCUCUAUCAGAUCAUCACGGUGGAGAGGAGCACACUGAAAAGGGAGUUCUACAUUACAUUUGCCAAAGGCUGUAUCUUGUGGUUUUUAUGUCAUCCAAGUUUUGCAUGCAUUUCUGUCAUUUUUAAUGACUACCAAAGAGAUAAGGUUAUCACCAUAGGUGUUAUCCUUUGCCAGGCUGUUGCCAUGGUAAUUCUCUACAGACUCUUUCUCUCGCACAGUCUGUACUGGGAAGUUUCCUCACUCUCCUCAGUCACACUACCACUGACCAUAGCAUCUGGACACAAAAGCCGCCCUCACUUCUGAUACUUGAUUUCUGCAGAAAAGCAAAAUGAAUUGCUUCCGGCAGUGCAAUAAGGACCCAGAUACAGCGACUUUGUUUUUCAUACAUUUGGUGUGGAAACUUG
Messenger RNA from Ochotona princeps (American pika), 1513 nucleotides. RefSeq names its product G protein-coupled receptor 180 (gene GPR180). Gene Ontology annotation, biological process: G protein-coupled receptor signaling pathway; response to pheromone. The record is from RefSeq and is a predicted model, not a curated record. The transcript has 9 exons. Lineage: Eukaryota; Metazoa; Chordata; Mammalia; Lagomorpha; Ochotonidae. The coding region runs from base 90 to 1412 and encodes 440 amino acids.